Molecule: messenger RNA, 984 nt
Organism: Peromyscus leucopus (white-footed mouse)
Lineage: Eukaryota; Metazoa; Chordata; Mammalia; Rodentia; Cricetidae
Product: olfactory receptor 10G3
Exons: 1
Coding region: 1-942 (313 amino acids)
Biological process (GO): G protein-coupled receptor signaling pathway
Cellular component (GO): membrane
Molecular function (GO): G protein-coupled receptor activity; olfactory receptor activity
Source: RefSeq, a predicted model, not a curated record
AUGGAAAGACUCAACUACACACUCUUGACUGAGUUCAUCCUGACAGGAGUUCCCCACCCUCCCAGGCUAAGGACCUUCCUCUUUGUGUUCUUUUUGCUAAUCUACAUCCUGACUCAGCUGGGGAACCUGCUCAUCCUGAUCACUGUCUGUGCAGACACACAGCUCCAUGCGCGCCCCAUGUAUAUCUUCCUUGGCGCUCUCUCCAUCAUUGACAUGGGCAUCUCUACCAUUAUCGUCCCCCGCCUCAUGAUGAACUUCACUCCAGGUGUGAAGCCCAUCCCAUUUGGGGGCUGUGUGGCUCAGCUUUACUUCUAUCAUUUUUUAGGAAGCUCUCAGUGUUUCCUCUACACCACAAUGGCCUAUGACAGGUACCUGGCAAUAUGUCAACCUCUGCGUUACCCAGUACUCAUGUCUGCUAAGCUGAGUACCUUGCUGGUGGUUGGGGCUUGGGUGGCUGGCUCAAUCCAUGGAGCAAUCCAGGCCAUUCUAACCUUCCGUUUGCCCUACUGUGGUCCCAACCAGGUAGAUUAUUUCUUCUGUGACAUCCCUGCAGUUUUGAAGCUAGCCUGUGCAGAUACCACAGUCAAUGAGUUGGUGACUUUUGUAGACAUUGGAGUGGUGGUUGCCAGUUGUUUCUCCCUGAUCCUCCUCUCCUACAUCUAUAUCAUUCGGGCCAUCCUGAGAAUCCGCACAGCUGAUGGGCGGCGAAGGGCCUUCUCAACAUGUGGAGCCCAUGUGACUAUUGUUACCGUGUACUAUGUGCCCUGUGCCUUCAUCUACCUGAGACCUGACAGCCACAGCGUCCUGGAUGGGGCAGCUGCUCUCUUCCCCACAGCCAUCACUCCUUUCCUCAAUCCCCUCAUCUACACUCUGAGGAACCAGGAGGUGAAGUCGGCCUUGAGGAGAAUGAUAGGGGGCCAGAGGGCGAAGGGUGAGGUGUGAAGACCCCUCCUCUACUGAGGAGACACCCAGUCUUGUGUUUGG